UGCAAUAAUACCAUCAAGGAAAAGAGUCAAUACACAUACAGAUUCUGAUUCUGAUCUUGCUUUCUUAGCUUCUGAGCUGUAUAAUAGCUAUAGUUGUGUGUUAAACCUCUGCAGAUUCCAUGGCUUCAACUGUUGUGAUGCAGUCAAUCCUGGGAAGCCCAGUCACCAGCUUCAAGAACAGAAAUGGGGUGAGCCAGUUUGUUCCUUCAAGCUACUUGCCACGCUUGCAGAGAAAUCCUAACUUUCUUGUCAGGAGCAUGUCUGAGGAUGAUGCUGGGAAAGAGCAACCAACCACGCCAGUGGUGGAGUCAUCUACCACAGCGCCUAAACCAACACCUCCUCCUUCUCCUGCACCCAAAGUGGCGGCGAAAUCUAGCACCAAUCUCUGGGACGUCUUCUCUUUCAGCGGUCCGGGACCGGAGAGAAUCAACGGGCGGCUAGCCAUGAUUGGGUUCGCGGCCGCCAUGGGAAUGGAGCUGGCCAACGGCAGCGAUCUCUUUGCUCAGAUUUCCAACGGCGGCGUCACGUGGUUCCUGGGCACCACCGCGCUGCUAACGUUGGCGUCGGUGAUUCCGCUGUUCCAAGGCGUGACGGCGGAGUCGAAGUCGAAAGGUUUGAUGACCGCCGACGCUGAGAUCUGGAAUGGCAGAUUUGCUAUGUUGGGUUUGGUCGCCUUGGCUUUCACGGAGUAUGUUCAAAAUGGUCCACUUUUGCACGUCUAAAACCCAGCCCCUACUGUAACUGGGAAACGUAUUAUUUGUAUACACAAGCUUCUGUUAAUAUAUAUAUAUAUAUAUAUAUAUAUAUAUCUACCAAAUAAAAUUAUCAGUUGAGUAUA
Ipomoea triloba (trilobed morning glory) is the source of this 838-nucleotide messenger RNA. Its product is annotated as early light-induced protein, chloroplastic-like. The transcript is spliced from 2 exons. The record is from RefSeq and is a predicted model, not a curated record. Bases 120 to 722 code for a protein of 200 amino acids. Lineage: Eukaryota; Viridiplantae; Streptophyta; Magnoliopsida; Solanales; Convolvulaceae.